Molecule: messenger RNA, 1667 nt
Organism: Ectocarpus sp. CCAP 1310/34
Lineage: Eukaryota; Phaeophyceae; Ectocarpales; Ectocarpaceae
Source: the annotation of a GenBank genome assembly
AUGCUCUUUGGAGACGAGUACGAGAUCGACGUUCGACUCUACCUUCACUUCGAUGAUGACAUCAUGGUCAACGCUCUCGCAAGAAGGCUUCGAACAGCGGUCGAGCGAGACGACCUGAGACGUGCUCCUAACUAAACGAGGAGGAGGAGGCGCUUUUUUUUCUUGUCGGUUCCUUUCGUUGUUUUAGUUUUCCUCUCUCACAGUAGUAGUCAUUGAUCAGCCGGUCGUUUCUCGCAUUGGUUUUUGGUAUGAUACAUGUAUGUAUAUGAAGACUGGUGUAGUACGAACGCAUUGUAUACAACAUUCUCUUCGCUCCUUUUUUUUAAGUCUUUCUUGUGUGAUAUUGUACUGAAGUUGUGACGAGGGGGAACAAACUGUUGUAGCAAUCACACGAUACUUCACUCUACUUUCCCACCGGACCUUUCGCAGGCGUGAACAACACCACGGAAGCUACCGCUGUCACGACCACGUACGAUCGCCUCUUCUCGUGCAAAAAGGCGAUGGAGGCUGUCAUGGUGAAACACAACCUCGGCAACGACGCCUCCAAGGUCACAGCUAAGAUGCUCUCAGACGCUUACAAAAAGGUGUGGUUUUAUUAUGUUUAUAUGCCGUCUUUUUAUUUUUUUUGUCGUUGCCUUGCCAUCUUGGAACCUUGUCUUGUGGUGUGGUGCACUUGUGUUUCUUCGUCCGUCAGCUCUCUUCCUUCAAAUUUAAAUAUGUGGUUGUUUUACAGUACUACAUGCUGUUGCUGUUGUUGCGUCUUUCACGCGACCACCAAGAGCUUCUUCUCCCUGUGCCGAACUUGAAUAAUGCCAUGUGAAUGAUGGAAGAAAGAGUGGUGGUAUAAUAUGAUUUCAGUACUUCACUUGUUUUUCUUCAAUUUCGUACGUACAGUUAUUGUCGGAUGGCAACAACAAUUAAUAGUGGUCGUUACAUAUUUUGCUGUGUAUUUCGACAUCUUUUACGUCAUGCCCGCCAGCUUGCUUUCGCCCCCUCAUUGCCUUCCGUUCUAUUUUGUUCCUUUAUUUUCAGCUUUGCUUUUCAGGUAGAGCAAAGCCUUUGCCUCGGUCCUCAAUACGUUCCCUGUCUCGAGGUCUUCAUAGCUCUGCCCCGCACGCAUCCAUGCUUCGAAAAAUUAUUCAUGUUUACCACUUUACGGUGCUGUGUCUGUGCUGUGUCCGUGAAUAUGUUUCCGUACUUGUAUGCUUGAAGAGCGGGGACUCACCGCCCAGCAACCCGACUCUUUGUGGCUACAAGAGGCUCGUGAUUGGGCUCAAGGCUCCUGCGUUUGCGGCAUUGAAGGCGGUGUCGGAAAGCGAGGAGAAGGGCGUGGAUAUCGGAUGCUUGUCGAAGAGUCUCCUCGACUGCGACGCUGUUCUCAAGUUCCCUCCCGGACGCGAGUUCGAGCAGUCUCUCCUCAUCCACAUCCUUGCGAGGUACCAUAUUUAUUUCGCGGACCAAGCACCCCAACCAUUCCUGAAUAGGUUAUUGUGUCCGACAUCAUCGCUCUUGUUUCACGCACUUGGAAAAGUGUGAUCUCGCUUGCCAAAUUAGAUUUCUAUCGGUUUCAUGCCUCUGACGUCUAUUUUUCUGGAGGUUCUGAACAACGCUUCUUCCAACCGCUCGCGCUUGUCGUGCUAUCCACUAGGUUUAAGACCAACGAACCG